CAGCUGGAGGGACCCGCCCUCCUGCUGUCAGGCUGGGAAACACGAGACUCGAACACACGGACUGAACAGAACACGUGAACCCAGCGGAGGGAAACACAGCAGAGACGUCUCUACAAGAAGAGGAGACGCUGUGAAGGCAGAAACAGUCUGCAGAUGAGCUGGCGUGAAGAAAGGGGGCGAGCGACAUAGACAAACACAGAGAGAGAGAGAGAGAGAGAGAGCAGCUGGAGGCGACAGAGCGAGCUUCAGUAGUAAAGAGAGCGAGCGAGCGAGGAGGCAGCAGGACGGAGCUGCUGAGUCCAACUAACAGGUAACCAUGGGAAACACAGACAGUCACAGCAGCUUCGCCUCUCCUGCCAAGUCCUCCUGCACAGUCAGGUUCUCCUCCAGGAGGGAGGAGGUGCCGUCAGCUCGCAGCUGGUGGAGGAGCAGUCAGGGAGGCAGCCGGAGUCGGGGGAGGAGCUACCAGAACCAGCACGCCGCCGGUCCGCCGUACACCUCCUGGCAUUACGAACCCAGAGGAGGAUCCAAACUGGGAGCCGGGUCUCCUCAGAGAUACUCGAGGGGGGAGCGGGUGCAGGGCGGCUGCAGGAGUUACUUGGAGAACGGCGGGGGGAGUAAUCGUGAGAGCGGCGGCAGCCCGAAGGUGCUGCUCAGCAAAGAUGGAAGCAUGAGGGUGGAGUUCACCAACUCCAGGGUCGUUGCCAUGGAGCCUCAGGGGCUGGCCAGCCUCCCCGCCACCACCUCCACGUCUCCACCAGUCGCUGAGCCCUCCCUCCGCACCAGCAAGGGCAGCUCGCUCAGCUCCGACGGCUCCUGGUACGACUCGCCGUGGGGGACCGGUGGCGAGCUUGCUGACAAUGUGUUCGUCAGUGGCGGGUACACCACCUACUCCUCCACCCGCACAGAGGAGACCGCCACCACCAGCAGUGGGUACAACACCUUCUUCUCAGCCCAGGUGGACAUUUCACCAGGAUUUAAUUCCAGCCUCCUCUUCCCCGCGGCGGAGACCAACGAGUUCACCUCCACCACAGGCUACAACACCUGCUCCUCCGGCCGGACGGAGGACAGCGGCAUCGGGGACUCUGUGAUCCUGCAGCCAGAUCUGAUAGACUUCAGUCUGGUUUCACCCUCCUCCAUCUCACUGGACAAUGUUUACUCCAACCACAACACACUGCCGGCCUUCCCCACCACACUGGACGCCUCCCUGCAGCAGGCAACCGCCUUCUCCUGUGCAGCGCUGCUCAAUGAUGUCAUCCAGGAAGAGGAGGGGUCAGGAGGAGGCGUGGAGCAGCUUUACUCCUCCCUCACGCUGCCCUGUCGAAGGGCCGAGCCCGCCAACACUUCCUCCACCUACGCCACCGGGAACAACCGCAAAGACUUCCUGAAAAGCCGAAUCAGACGACUCAGCGACUGGACAGGAAGUCUGAGCAGGAAGAAGAGAAGGAUCCAGGAGCCAUACGGCAGCAACACCAGCGACGUCUUCAUCAACGGACUGGACUCUGGUCUGACCGGCUGCAGCACACUGUGGUCCUCCAACCCUCUCCACACUCUGAACCAGAACCACAACCAGAACCAGUUCCCAUCAUUCCAUUGUGGCCCCUCCAGGAGCCUGAACCUGAACCAGAGCAGCGACGCCCAGCGGCAGAACGUCUACAACAACUUCAUGCAGGAGCUGGAGACGGGCUGCAGCAGCGCAGCCGACCGGACCGAGCCGUCAGAGGGGGACGGCGAGGAAGAGGAGGAAGAGGAGGAGGAAGAGGGGGAGGAGGAGAUGGAUGGGGAGGUGGAGCUGGGUGGAGGCGAGCAGCUGGAUGUCCUGUUUGAGAAGGAGCAGGGCGUGGUGCGACGGGCCGGAUGGCUCUCCUUUAAAGCGCUCAUCACCGUCAACAAGGACCGGAAGCUGGAGCUGGUCGCCCGCCGCAAGUGGAGACACUUCUGGGUCACACUGAAAGGCUGCACUCUGCUGUUCUACGAGACUUACGGGAAAAACACGAGCGCCGAUCAGGAGCUUUCUCCUCGUUACGCUCUGCUGGCCGACGACAGCAUCGUCCAGGCCGUCCCCGAACAUCCCAAGAAGGAGCACGUGUUCUGUCUGAGCAACUCACACGGAGACGUCUACCUGCUCCAGGCCACCAACCAGACCGACCUGGAGAACUGGGUGACGGCGAUCCACUCGGCGAGCGCCUCGCUGCUGGCCAAGCGUCAGGGGAAGGAGGACACGCUGCGUCUCCUGCGCUGCCAGAGCCGCUCGCUGCUGCACAAGAUCGACAUGGACGGAAAGAUGAAGAAGAUGGCCGAGCUGCAGCUGUCCGUCAUCAAGGAGCACAAGAACAGGAAGGCGGUGGAGAGCCAGAUCCAGCAGUGGGAGCAGAACCUGGAGAAACUCAACCUGGACCUGUUCCGGCUGAGGUGCUACCUGUCCAGUCUGCAGGGCAGCGAGCUCCCAAACCCCAAGAGUCUCCUCGCUGUGGCCAGCCGGCCCUCCAAGAGCAUGCUGGGACGCCUGGGAGUCUUCUCCGUGUCCUCCUUCCACGCCCUGGUGUGCAGUCGGGACGAGGCGAUGUUGAGGCGCCGGUGUCGGACUCUGUCGGGAGGACGCCACAGGAGGCGGGGCCUGCCGUCCUCUCUGAAGGCUCUGGAUGGAGUGAACAGACGCAGCGGGGACGACCGACACUCCACCUCCCAGAAACUUGAGUGUGCAUCCAAUCAGAGCGAGGCGACGCCCCCUGCAGGACGUCCUGCAGCUCUACAGGCGACAGACGAGCUGCAGCCGCCGGUCCUCGACAUCGUCACCGUCAACAUCAGUCGACUCGACUCUUCUGGAGACUUUGGUUUCGCGGUGACGGGUCACGUGGACGGAGCAGGAAGAAGUCACGUCUACGUCAGCGAGGUCGACCCGCUCGGACUGUCGGCCAGAGAAGGCCUCAGGGCAGGAGACGAGGUCCUGGUCGUGAACGGGGCCACUGUGGCUGGUCUGGACCUGGACCUGAUGCAGAGCGUCUUCAGCCACAGGCGGCUCCAGCUGCUGCUCAGGCGGGACCAGUCCCCCGACCCAGAGGGACCCGACCCAGAGGGGCCCGACCCCAGUGACCUGUGCCAGCCCCCGGCCCCUCUGGACCCCCAGGCCUGGACCGGUGGAACCACAAGCACGAAUUCAGAUGGCGUCCUGCUUCCUGUUUCUGACGACGUUUCAUUGACAGCUCGUGAGGACGACGAGCAGCAAAACCAGAACAUGGACCGGGUCUACUCUCUAUACCAGACCUUCCCAGAGGGCCGAGCGGCAGAGGCUGACGUCCCCAGGAACCCGUACGGUAGAGAGCAGCCUGCGAGCCCCGCCCACCUGAGUGUGUGUCAGCGCCUGCGAAGAGUCAUCGAGGAGCUGGUGGCCACGGAGAAGUCCUACGUCAAGGACCUGGUCUGUCUGUUUGACAUCUACCUGACCCCCCUGCAGAAGGAGACCUUCCUCAGUAAAGACGAGAUGGAGGCGUUGUUCGGCAGUCUGCCUGAGAUGUUGGACUUCCAGAGAGUUUUUCUUCAGACGCUGGAGGAGAGAAUCGCUUCCUGUCCCGACUUCAGCAGCCUGGAGACACCUGGACAGUUCAAGACGCUGCUCUUCUCUCUGGGAGGAUCUUUUCUCUACUACGCCGACCACUUCAAGCACUACAGCGGCUUCUGUGCCAACCACAUCAAGGUCCAGAAAGUCCUGGAGAGAGCCAAGACGGACGCGGCCUUCAAGCACUUCCUGGAAGCGAGGAAUCCGACCAAUCAGCACUCGUCCUCCCUGGAGUCGUACCUGAUCAAACCCGUCCAGAGAGUCCUGAAGUACCCGCUGCUGCUCCGAGAGCUGGUGUCUCUGACCGACCCCGAGAGCCCCGAGCACACACACCUGACAGAGGCACUCAGAGCGAUGGAGAAGGUGGCGAGUCACAUCAACGAGAUGCAGAAGAUCUACGAGGACUACGGCUCGGUGUUCGACCAGCUGGCUGCAGAGCAGAUCGGACCGAACCGACAGGUGACGGAGAUCUCGAUGGGGGAGUUUCUGGUCCAUUCGUCAGUGGUGUGGUUGAACCCGCUGCCGUCUCUGGGCCGACUGAGGAAAGAACCGGAGCUCACUCUGUUCGUGUUCAAACGAGCCGUCAUCCUGGUUUACCGCGAGAGCAUCAAGCUGAAGAAGAGGAUGACCGGCUCCCGCUCAGCUGAUCUGGACCCCUUCAGGUUCCGCUGGUUAAUCCCAGUUUCAGCAGUUCAGGUCCGACCAGCCAAAAUCACAGGCUCAGAGAACCCGUGUGUGUGGGAGCUGGUCCACAGCCGGUCGGAGGUCGAGGGACGACCGGAGACAGUGUUCCAGCUGUGCAGCAGUGGUUUGGAGACGAAGGCCAGCGUGCUGCGAGCUCUGCGCUCCCUCCUCAGAGAGCGAGUGCCCGGCGGCUCCCUGAGGAGGUCGAGGCUGUCGACGGCGGACAGGAGCAGCUCCUGGAGGAGGAGGCAGCAGCGAUGUCGCUCCGACGCCCAGAGGACGGCUCAUCGGCAGCCGGAGGACAGCCGCAGACCCGCCGGCGGCUCUGUCCUGGGAGACACCUGCUCGGAGCCUCUGCUGCCAAGCCGGGUCGCCGCCAACUCUGCGGGGAAGAGGAGCAGACUCUGCUCCCUGACUAGCGAGCUGGAGGCUCAGCUGCAGAGACUGAACUUCACCGAGGACGAGGCCGAGCGAGGAGCGGCGCCCAGCGAGGACAAGAGCCGGAGCGCCAGUCUGAGACGAAGUACUGCUGGAGAGGCGCUGGAGCUGCUGGAGAGAGACUUCAGCGUUCAGAGCUUGACCUCCAUGAUCAACGAGGACUGUUUCUACGACUCCAUGCUGGGAAUCCAGACGGCCCCCACGCUGCAGGGCUAAUGCUAAUGCUAAUGAGCUAACACAGAGAGGCUGGACCGCAGAGAUGGAAACUGAACUUAUGUCCUGGAAUAGAGGGACGUCUCACUUCUCAACCACACUGAAGGACAAACUGUCUCUACAGCAGGACGACCUCAGGCAGCCGUCUGAUGAGAGAGUUCAGUACAAGUUGAGAGUUUCAGAACCGCCGUGAGGAAACAAGCCUUUCUGUCGACAGUUUGGUGCUGAACAAAGAUACGUUUGUCCUCAGAAAAUCUCGAACAUUUUCUGACUCAAAGCUGGUUUUGUAAAAUCAUGACUUUCUCUAAUAAUAGUUAAACUGAAUUAUUUUGGUUUUUUUGGUGAAACUACAACCUACAAGUGAUUUCUGUAAAAUGUCACAACAGUUUUGUUUCCUCACAUCGACUCUGAACUCGACUGAACUCCAGACUCUUCCUGUUUCGGUCUCUUCAACUAUCAGAAACAAACCACAGACCUCAGAAACUCUUUCAGGAACAACGGAAUCAUUUUUUAAAACAUAAGAAUACAGAAGAGAUUCCAUGACGAGGACGUCGGAUGAAAACAGCACGAGUGACCUCAGAAACUUAAACCCACCAACAUCUGGACCUUCAGUUCUCUGUGAGGGUUCUGAGUUAAUGCAGCUGUCUGUCGCUGAUCGGUCGGACUCACCUGCUCACCUGUUGGUGCUGUACAUAUUUGUCUUGUACAGUUUGUGUUCCAGCGUGUUGUGUAGUUUCUGUGUAACAGAUGUGUUCUUGACAAAAGCAGUUUGGACUGAAGCUGCUGGAUCGGAUCAAAGCCUUCGUGUAACCGCUGGGAUGAAUUCUUGUAUUUAUAUGUUUUGUCUCAUUUGAAAUGAAACUUUCAACUUAUUUUUAUCAGCUGUUAAAAGUAUUUGGUAAUUUAUUUUCUUAAAUAUUUGUGUACAUCUUUUUAACGACGGUCCAAUAAAAAGACAAAGUAUUUAAUUGUU
Molecule: messenger RNA, 5864 nt
Organism: Acanthopagrus latus (yellowfin seabream)
Lineage: Eukaryota; Metazoa; Chordata; Actinopteri; Spariformes; Sparidae
Gene: tiam2b
Product: T-lymphoma invasion and metastasis-inducing protein 2
Exons: 24
Coding region: 317-4894 (1525 amino acids)
Biological process (GO): small GTPase-mediated signal transduction; positive regulation of axonogenesis; activation of GTPase activity
Cellular component (GO): synapse; membrane
Molecular function (GO): guanyl-nucleotide exchange factor activity; protein binding
Source: RefSeq, a predicted model, not a curated record